GGUUCCCGGAAGUGAGAGGGAUGCUGAUGCUGGAAUAAACAUGGCGCUACGGUUUGGCGGCUGUGCGGCCUUGUUGCUAUUUUUUGGGAGUUUGCUGUUACUACUGCCCGCUGGCUGGGCAAGAAUUCAUCACCUGACGCUAAAGGAUGAUAUGCGGCAAAAGAUUCAUCUCAACAAAUUUGCCUUUUUCAAAAAUGGUAACAUGAGUGUAAACGUUAAAAACCUGUCUGUGAAGGAUUUGGAUCUCUCCACCCUAGACAAUGCAACUUUUGGAUUUAGCCUGGACAGGACUUAUAAUGACGGCUUUUCCACUUACUUGGACCAGGAGCUUGGAAAUUUCUGCAUUCUAAAGAAAAGACCAUCGGGAGAAUCCAUUAUCCUUCUUAAAAUAGAUUUUAACAAUAAACGUGUUAUAAGGACAACAGCAACAGGCGAGGGAGUCUAUCUGCCUAGUGUAACGGUCACUUUGCCUAUUAAGGAAACCACCGCUGCUCCAAAAACUGUUGCCCCCACAAAAAGUGCCAAACUGGCUGAGCCUUCAGCAAAGAAGACUCGCAGAGCAGCAGUUGACAAAGAAACGGAGAGCAACAAAAUACCAAAAAAUGAGGAGAAAAAUAAACCACCAACUAAGCCAUCUUUAAAAGAUAAACCGUUUCCCAUCCAAGUAGAGAAUGGCGGCGCAUCAUUUGGGUUUUCUUUCAAUGUUAGCUCGCAAGAGUUAGAGGGAAUCUACAGCUUGUACUUCCACCACUGUUUGCCCUCCAGUGGCUCCAUCAGAGACCUGCACCCAUUCAGCUUUGAAAUCGAAAUCAAAGAGAGGAAUGAGGAGAGUUUUCUAUCGGCAGAUGAGAUGCCACUGCCCAAGUUGUACAUCUCAAUGGCGCUUUUCUUCUUCCUGUCCGGCCUCGUCUGGGUUCACAUCCUCAGGAAACGCAGGAGUGAGGUGUUUAAGAUCCAUUGGCUGAUGGCUGCAUUACCCUUUACAAAAUCCCUGUCUCUGGUCUUCCACUCGAUCGAUUAUCACUUUAUUUCGGAAAAGGGAUACCCAAUUGAAGGCUGGGCAGUGGUGUAUUACAUCAUGCACUUAUUAAAGGGAGCGUUGCUGUUUAUCACCAUUGCACUGAUUGGAACUGGCUGGGCCUUUGUCAAACAUAUCUUAUCGGAUAAAGAUAAAAAGAUUUUUAUGAUUGUCAUUCCCCUUCAGGUCCUCGCCAAUGUAGCCUAUAUAAUCAUUGAAUCUACAGAAGAGGGAACAACAGAAUAUAGUUUGUGGAUGGAAAUUCUGUUUCUGGUGGACUUAAUGUGCUGUGGAGCCAUCUUGUUUCCAGUUAUAUGGUCCAUCCGACAUCUACAGGAGGCAUCUGCAACAGAUGGAAAAGCUGCAAUCAAUCUGGUGAAGCUGAAGCUCUUCAGACAUUACUAUGUUAUGGUUGUCUGCUUCAUUUACUUCACCCGAAUCAUCGCAAUGCUUAUCAAAGUGGCUGUCCCCUUCCAGUGGAAGUGGUUGUAUCAGCUCCUGGAUGAAGUAGCGACAUUUGUCUUCUUUGUAUUGACCGGGUACAAGUUCCGGCCGGCUUCUGAUAACCCGUAUUUGCAGCUUCCUCAAGAUGAUGACGAAGAUGACUUGGAAAUGGAGGCAGUAGUCACAACCACUGGAGCUACAGAGGGCGUCAAGAAAGUUAAAAAAAUAGUGAACGGAUCAUCGGAGGUGCGCUCAGAUUGGGAAAGCACAGCAUGAGAGAAUGGAUGAACUGGUCAGGAUUUUAUUUAUUAUCGACAACAAGUGUGGGCUAAGUUCAUCCCACUACUCCAUUAUUCAUAUUUAACAAAUACCAUAAAAAACACACUGAUGAACUCUCUCCUUUACCUGUCAAGCACUCUCAUUAAAAAGUGAUUUAGGACACACGUCCCACUUGAAAAGAAGACUCCUUUCAGCUUUGUGCAAUGCAAGAAGAUAAACUCAUACUUAUUGCGUCUUCUCUGGGAUUCUGUAGCAUCUGAGGACAAAACAAAUAUGUAUAGGUUUUUGAUCAUUGAACAAUUUUUUUGGACCAAAGGAUUAAAAUAUUCAUCAGAUUUCUAAUAUGUUGGGGUAUAUAUAUAUAUCUUUAAAUCAGGGGGUUAUCCAGUCCUGUUAGCCUGCACAGUCCGUGUGUGGCGUAAAUUAUUUUAUAGGAUUAUUCUACACAGUUGUGUUCUCAGCUGGGAAAUGCUUUUGCAUCCGGGCUUGUUUUAUCCUUUCAUUGUCUUCAUCCCCUGACUGUAAAUAUAUAUUUUUUUUUCUUUAGUUUUUCUAGCUGAAUGAAAAUAAUCUUACAUGGAAAUGAACACGCUGCCUUUAAACAAAUACAUAAAUAUUACCAGCUUGCAAGAACCGGGUUAUUACCCAAUUUAAAAUAAAUAAGUCACAUUAAUAUUCAAUACAUAGGCUCUUAAACUGUUUGCCAGUGAGGUACGUGGAUGUUUAUAUUGGUUGGUUAUUUAUUGGGUGUUUGCAGCCUGUUCGUUUCCAGUGGGAGAUGGGUUUCCCCAGUACUGAUGCAUGGUGCUUGCAGUUAGCGGUCCAGCCCCUCCCGAGCGCAUUCUGUGGCAUCAAUGCAGUGUUUCUAUUAUUAUAUUACGUUAUUUUUGUGUUGCUAAUCACAGUGAUGAUCUUGGGGAAAAUAGAUAAUAUUUUUUAUAGUUAAUUUUGUACUUUUAUUGGAGUGGCAUGGAAAGGGGGGGUGCUUAACAGACUCGUGUAGCAGCGCUUGAGCUGUCGCGUUAAUAUUCAUUAGUUAUUUUAAUUCCUUUAGGGAGUUGUGUGUGGGGGGGGGGAUUUAUAAUUAACCGUUUCAGAACUGGCAGCCAUUCAAUUUCAAAUGACGUCUCCCUAAAGGGUAACUGUUACUAUAUUUUAUCUUCUUUACACUUAAGGGUUCUGCUAUUACGUAACCAUGGGUAUUUUUUCAGCUGUUACUCCCGCCCCCAACCCCCGUUUCAGUGCUGAAAGGGUUAAAACAGGGGGGAUAUGGGGCUGUUUGAUUGAAAGUACAAAAUAAUUUUUAAUUUACAGGUAUACACUUAAUAUUUCUUUUUGUGAAUAAAAAUGGAUUUGCUUUACAUAACAAUGCGCAGAGUGCUUGUGAUGUCUGAGUUCUAUUCUCUUUACAACAGCCAGCAUGUAAUAGAUAAUUCUUUAAUAAUUCUGUAGAUGCUCGCUUAAAAAAAAAGAAAGUUUAGUUGUUUUUAGUUCUACUUUCUAUACGUUUUAACGACUGCAAAAUUACAAUAGGGAGAAAAUGAUUUAUUUAUUUAGCAUUUUAAAAUCUUGUGUAUUUUGUCAUUUUGGGCCCAAUUUUUUUUAAUGAAAACAAAUUUUAAAAUUGAAUCCAAAAUUGCCAUGAAAGAGUCCUUUUUCCAGAAAAGAAAACACAAGUUCCAGAUCGCCUUUCAUUAAUUUGCAGUUAGGAUUAUGUGAAAUAUACAAAUAAUAUCUGGGGGGGUUUCACAGAAUGUUUUUACAUUUUUUUCUUCUCAAUUGCAGUUCAUCUCUAAAUUGUUCUAUUAAAGAUGCAUUUAUUCUGA
Molecule: messenger RNA, 3567 nt
Organism: Bombina bombina (fire-bellied toad)
Lineage: Eukaryota; Metazoa; Chordata; Amphibia; Anura; Bombinatoridae
Gene: GPR107
Product: G protein-coupled receptor 107
Exons: 18
Coding region: 41-1738 (565 amino acids)
Biological process (GO): clathrin-dependent endocytosis
Cellular component (GO): membrane; Golgi apparatus; clathrin-coated vesicle
Molecular function (GO): clathrin heavy chain binding
Source: RefSeq, a predicted model, not a curated record